Messenger RNA from Haliotis rufescens (red abalone), 4526 nucleotides. RefSeq names its product probable ribonuclease ZC3H12C. Lineage: Eukaryota; Metazoa; Mollusca; Gastropoda; Lepetellida; Haliotidae. Gene Ontology annotation, cellular component: cytoplasmic ribonucleoprotein granule; nucleus. Gene Ontology annotation, molecular function: mRNA binding; metal ion binding; RNA endonuclease activity. The record is from RefSeq and is a predicted model, not a curated record. The transcript is spliced from 7 exons. The coding region runs from base 289 to 3315 and encodes 1008 amino acids.
ACACCAACAGAAUCAGCCUGUCGGCCAUAACAACCAACUGCGCAAUUUCUGUUUCCGGGUUGCAGGAAAGGUGACGACAGGACAGGUAGCGCGAGCCAUGCAGGCUCUAUUUAUAAUUUUAACAUGUGGGCAUUAAUCAGCUAGGAAGUAAACUCGCAUAGUCACGAGCGUAAGGAGACUGUUCCUGCAGUAAAGGCACGAGGACAGAAGUGUAAGCAUGGGUGUUCAAGAAAGGAUUGCAAGAAUUCUGACACACAAGCAGGGUAAAGUAUAGGUAGACCUGCUCCAAUGCUCAUCUUCGGCCUCAAGUCUGCAGCAAAUAUCUACUUGGAGGCCGUACUCGGUGAAGACCCAUCUGUCGUCAGCGACACUUUAACUUUCUCUCCGCAAGACUUCGACAUGGUGCAGAAAUAUCAUGAUAAGAUUGAAUUUCUUUCACAAGCAUUUGUUGACAUCCUCCCAAAGUGUACUUUAAGAAUACAAGGCAAACAGACAAGUGUCAACUUAGUAAGAGACUGUAUCAGUCAAGUUCUUAACCGCGACAGUGUCUUGCCUGUUCCUUCAAACAGAAAGAACAUUUCUUCUUUAUUAGUUAGAUGUGUAGACUCCUCUUUUCUGGGGGAUCGCUUGAGUCCAGAGCACUUUACUGACGGAGCUCCAUUGUCGCCAGCAGUGUCCGAUCAUCUCCGGUCUGAUGAAGUUGGUACUGAUAACACAGAAUCCAGUCAUUCGUCUCAGAGUGGGAACUACCGCCCUGAUUUGGGGCUCAUUGAAAGGGGGACAUUUGUUGCAGACAUAGCAAAGUCACCUGUGUCAGUCACAGGAAGUGAAGUUUUUCGUGACAAUAGUAUCAGUUCAAGUUCUCGGAGCGACUCUAGCGAGUCUGACCUUGACAUGGACAGGUUCAGCUCGGCAGAGUACAAGGCCAAGUUGGAGAAGGCUGUAAAGUUGGGCUACUCUGAAGAGCAGUUGAUACAGGCAUUGCAGAAAUUGGGAUUUGAUGCGGACCAGAACCAGGUCUUGUCUGAGAUGAUCAAGCUGGGGUCGUCUUCCAAGGGAACCCAAGAGGAAGCCAGGGGGUUUGAUGAAAGGAUUGACAGCUUUGAAGAUGUAGAUGGGCUCAUCGAGAGGAGGAAACGAGACGUGGUUGAUGACAGCAGCAACCUUCGACAUAUCGUCAUUGAUGGCAGCAAUGUUGCCAUGAGUCAUGGCAAAGAAGUGUUUUCUUGUCACGGUAUUCACCUUGCAGUGGAUUGGUUCCGACAGCGCGGACAUGAGAACAUUACGGUGUUCGUACCGCAGUGGAGGAAGGAGACGUCGCGGCCCGAUGCCCCGAUAACAGAUCAGGACAUCCUGCUGCAGCUGGAGAGGGACGGCAUACUCAGCUUCACCCCCGCCCGGCGCGUGGGGGGGCGGCGCGUGGUCUGCUACGACGACCGCUACAUUCUGAAGCUGGCGGCGGAGGUGGACGGGAUAGUGGUUUCCAAUGACAAUUACCGUGACCUUGUCAAUGAAAAGCCAGAGUUCAAGAAGGUCGUAGAAGAGAGGCUUCUUUUGUACACCUUUGCAUCCAACAGGUUUAUGCCCCCGGAUGACCCCCUUGGAAGGCGGGGCCCAACUCUGGACAACUUCUUACGUAAAGAGCCGACCGUUCCCGAACCUCUGCCCCCUGAAUGUCCGUAUGGUAAGAAGUGUACGUACGGCAGCAAGUGCCGCUACCAUCACCCAGAGAGGAAGAAUCAGCCACACCAGCUUGUGACGGACAAGCUCAAGGAACAGGCCAAGCAGAAGAUGCAGGAGUGGGCCUCCAAAGGUGUUGAUGACAAGAAGAAGCCGAGGGACGUGGGGAAGAAGGUCCCCAGGAAGCAGCCUCUGUCCCGCACUCAGUCUGUGUUCCCCGCGGGCCUCUCCGAUGAAUUCAUGGCCCCGGCAAGUAUAACCAGCACAGAUCUCUCAGAUAUGGCAAAGCCAGACAAGCCGGACUACAAUGACAAAUUAGAUAAGUUACGAAAGAACCUUGAACGAGCUGAGAAGGACCGUAAGGUGUAUACUGAUGACCGUGAACCAUCUCCAUCGAUCGUUGGCCGACGCACUCCGAACUAUGACUUUCCUGGUCUGGCCCAGCAGGACAACCAGCUCAAGGUGCCGCUGUCUCAACCAAAAGAAGGCCUUGUGAGUGGACAUCUCCUUCUGGCCAAGAAGUUGUCCGAUGAAGCUCAGGAUUCCAAAUUCUUCCGUAAGGACGGUGAUCAUUCUCCUGAUGAUGUGAGCAGUGCAUCGCCACAUCAGUUCACAUACCCUCCAAGUCCUCAAAGACCCGCAUCUCAGUCAUCUGGUCUGGGAGACAGUCCGUACCACCACAGGGUUUCCCCGCACCAUAUGCUUCCUCCCCAACCAGAACCCGGUGUCUGUCUGUCCGGCCCCAGCGCGCUCAUGAGGCAGGAUGGUUCGUCUGUAGGGUCAUUCGAGUAUGACCAGCAAUGCCAGAGUUUCCCGCUCCCGCCGACCAGCUUCCUCCCUCAACACCAUGCUGGCAGCGGCGGCGGCAGCAAGAAGGGGCAGAUGAUGUACUGGGGCUACCCGGACGAGGUGUAUGGACAUUCCUCCCUGCAUCACGCUCCCAGUGCGCCCAGCCAUUCCGGACAUGUGUCUCUCAGUCGGUCGAUGCAGCGACAGAAUAGCACAUCCGACCCUCAACUGCAUAUGGUGGGUGCAGACGGGGAAAGAAUGAAAUAUGACAGUGACAAAGGAAUGCCUCAUGCAUAUUCAUCUUCAAUACACCAGUACUCACCAUUCCAUCAGCCUGUGCAGCAUCAAGCAGGUGAGGCAGGAUAUCCUCAAGGAGCAGGUUACAUGCAUGGCUGGGGGGAGGUGUCAGGGGACAUGAUCUCCCAUCCCGUACAGCGCACGUACCACCCCUCCCCACAGGAUCAAUAUUCUCCUGCUGGUCAGGAGAGAAAGGUCAGCUCGGAUUAUGGGGUGUGGAACCGACCAGGCAGCAUCCCCCAGUCCCCCGUCAACCCCUACAGCCCACAGGCAAACAUGUCGCAUGUCCCCUUCCAACAAUCAGUGCAGCAACCCAUGCACUUGCACAUGCAAAGCUCCUCUCAGAUACCGUUCUCUGCCCCGUCAUCCAUGCCGCAGCGUGUUGACGCCCCCAUUGAAGUCAGUGACAGCCGCUACGCGCUGUACUACCACCUGUGUGGGUUGUUCCCGCGAGCCAAAGUAACCGCGGUGAUGAACCAACACCCAGAGGAAAGGGACCCUAAGAUUCUCUGUACCUACAUCAUGAGCUUAGGGGAACGCUUAUUCUAAUGGCUAGAAUGCACAAUACCGGAUUCCGCCAUGUUAGUAAGGAAUGUGCCUGACUUCCUUCCCUAGUUAAGCUUUUUUAGCUGCCUCGUUAGAAUAACAGGGUUGGGGGAUUGCCCCGAACAUAACACUUAAAACAAAUGCGAUCACAAUAAAUGUCAUUUUUAGUUUCCAAAGUUAAUGAAGCAUACCCUGUGUUUGUUGAAAUGUGGCCAGAUAGUUGUAAUGGAUGAGGUUGCCGCACACUCAAAGAACGUCAAGUUUUUUAUGUUAAUGUCCAAUUUUAGAUGUUGAUGAAUUGCUUUGAUAUUCAAUUUUAAGAUUUAAUCAUACUAAAACAUAAAAUAUAUUUUUCUGCAUAUUUGGAGCUUGAUCCCCUGUUUUAACAAUAGUCAAGGUGUUGCCUGCUUCUAUAAUAGAAGCAUGAAACCAACAUGGCAGAUAGGUAUCCGGUAUUCUCUAGGUGCACAGUGCAGUGAUUAAACCAGAUUGCCUGCUAGUCACAGACUCCUACUGAGAUCCACCAUGUUGUAUAACACUUAUAACCUGCUCUAUACACACAUAACCACCACAGUAGACUUCGUAGCAGAUUUUGCCAUUGUCUAAAGCCAAAGAAAGUUGAGCAGGUGACCGACAUAUUUUACCUGUUCCAAGUCCAACAGGACAACUUGGAAGAUUAACAUAAAUUAUACCUUUCUGAAAUGACAAGACGUCAAUGGAUACUUCAUAAUUUAGGAGUUUCAGCAGCCUGACAACACAAACAGGUGUUGUCGGAAUACAGGAAUUGAGUGGCCAUUCACUUCUGCGAUGUGUAGACGUUUUUAAGCAUGACUACAAGUUGAUAUAAUUUGAUAUUAUCUUGUUCUUCAAAGUCAACAUUUAUGAAAAUUACUGUAGUUGUGUAUUGAAGAAAGAGACAAGUUCUUCAAUGUUCCUGCAAGAAAAUGUAAUUAUGUGUCCUGGAAUGCUUCUUGGACUGUAUUAUGAUUAUAUCACUGUCAACAUGGACAUUAUACAUCCUACUGCUCUUAGAUUGCUGACCUCAGUUUCUACAAUUUAUUUCUGAUUAGUGAAAAAGCCAAAUCAGUCCUAGAGUGUGAACUUGAUUGUCGUUUGUCAUGGCUGUAAUCUUUAUUUCUUGUGACUAAUGCUCACGAGUGUAGUUUAGUUGGACGUCAAUCUCUGACAUAAUUAAAAUCAGGAACAGAAUGAAG